CUCGGAAAUUCCUCGACCAGCCAUCCACCCCCGAAGAAUCCAUUCGAAAUGCCAAACGCUAAGAGCAGCGGCAAGAAGCCAGCCGGCAAGACCGGACGCAGCGCCAUCGCCGACGUCGUCGCGCGCGAAUACACGAUACAUCUACACAAACGAGUUCAUGGUGUCAGCUUCAAGAAGAGGGCCCCGAGGGCGAUCAAGGAGAUCCGUGCUUUCGCUGAGAAGGCUAUGGGCACCAAAGACGUCCGACUAGACCCCCAACUCAACAAGAAGGUCUGGGAAGCCGGCAUCAAGGGCGUCCCGUUCCGUCUCCGAGUCCGCAUCUCCCGAAAGCGUAACGAUGAGGAGGGUGCCAAGGAGAAGCUAUACUCGUACGUCCAAGCCGUCAACGUCAAGGACCCCAAGGGUCUGCACACUACCAUCGUCGAGGAUCAAUAGAUUGAUGCAUGUGGUGGGUGGUGGGGUGAGAGAUAGAGAGGGGAACUGCAUAUCAAAAGGAUGGCGUAAUUACCUUUUUGGUGAGACGGAUGGGAUGAAGGUUUCGCUGAGUAGCUAUAGGGAACAUGGCGAAAGGCUGGAAAUUAUGGAAAUGCAAAUGAUAUCAUCUUGUCCCACCAAUGCCUCUAGAUUAGACAGCCGUGGGGUCCGAAGAGAUUCAUCUCCGCAUCACCUAAUCCUC
Molecule: messenger RNA, 676 nt
Organism: Lindgomyces ingoldianus
Lineage: Eukaryota; Fungi; Ascomycota; Dothideomycetes; Pleosporales; Lindgomycetaceae
Exons: 4
Coding region: 49-435 (128 amino acids)
Biological process (GO): cytoplasmic translation
Cellular component (GO): ribosome; cytosolic large ribosomal subunit
Molecular function (GO): structural constituent of ribosome
Source: RefSeq, a predicted model, not a curated record